CACGGGGGGGACACGAUCGGUGACACCCGCGGGGGGAGCACCCGAGAAGGGGGGGGGAGGGGAACGGGACCCCCCCCACCCAAAAACCCCGCCUGGGACCUCUGUGACCACCCCCCGGGACCCCCCAAAACCGCGCCCGGGACCCCCCUGACCACCCUCGGGACUGCCUGGAACCCACCCGGGACCCCCCUAACCUCACCCGGGACCCCCCAAACCGCACCCGGGACCCCCCAAAACCCACCCGGGACCCCCCAAAAGCCCCGGCGGGGGUCCCGCGGCCAUGGCCGAGGGUGAAGGCGAGGACGAUGUGCAGUUCCUGCGCACGGACGACGAGGUGGUCCUGCAGUGCACCACCACGCUGCUGAAGGAGCAGCUCAAGCUCUGCCUGGCGGUCGAGGGCUUCGGGAACCGCCUCUGCUCCCUGGAGCCCACCUCCAACGCACAGAACGUGCCCCCCGACCUGGCCGUGUGCUGCUUCGUGCUGGAGCAGUCGCUGUCGGUGCGGGCGCUGCAGGAGAUGCUGGCCAACAGCUCCGACGUCGGCAGCGAGGGGGUCGAUCUGGAUAAGUGGGUUUGUGGGGGUCUGGGGGGUCUCGGGGGGCUCUGGGGGUCCCCAAUAACCGUGUGUCCCCCCCCCCAGUACCUGAGCUGCCUGACCACGUCCCGCUCGGUGACCGACAAGCUGGCCUUCGACGUGGGGCUGCAGAAGGACGCAGCGGGCGAGGCGUGCUGGUGGACCAUGCACCCGGCGUCCAAGCAGCGCUCGGAGGGAGAGAAGGUGCGGGUGGGCGACGACCUGAUCCUGGUCAGCGUGUCCUCCGAGAGAUACCUGCACCUGUCCACGGCCUCGGGCGAGCUGCAGGUGGACGCGUCCUUCAUGCAGACCCUGUGGAACAUGAACCCCAUCUGCUCCGGCUCCGAGGAAGGUUACGUCACCGGCGGCCACGUCAUGCGCCUGUUCCACGGCCACAUGGACGAGUGCCUGACCCCCACGGCCCCCGAGCAGGGCGAGGAGCGCAGCAGCGUCGUCAACUACGAGGGCGGCGCCGUGUGCGCCCACGCCAGGUCCCUGUGGCGCCUGGAGCCCCUGCGCAUCAGCUGGAGCGGGAGCCACCUGCGUUGGGGACAGCCCUUCCGCCUGCGCCACGUCACCACGGGCCGCUACCUGGCGCUGACCGAGGCCACCGGGCUGGCCAUGGUGGAGGCGGCUGCGGCCAACACGCGCGUGGCCACCUUCUGCUUCCGGGCCUCCAAGGAGAAGCUGGAGACCACCCCCAAAAGGGACAUCGAGGGCAUGGGGCCCCCCGAGAUCAAGUACGGGGAGUCGCUGUGCUUCCUGCAGCACGGCAGCAGCGGGCUCUGGGUCACCUACGCCGCCCCCGACCCCAAAGCCCUGCGCCUCGGGCUGCUCAAGAGGAAGGCCAUCCUGCACCAGGAGGGGCACAUGGACGACGCGCUGACCCUGGCGCGCUCCCAGCGCCAGGAGUCGCAGGCGGCUCGGAUGGUCUUCAGCACCACGGGGCUCUACGGGAGCUUCAUCAGGAGCCUGGACAAUCUCCGGGGCCGCCCCCGGGGGUCUCCCCCGCCGCCCCUUCCCAUCGCCGCUGUCAUCCUGAGCCUGCAGGACCUCAUCGGGUACCUGGAGCCCCCUCCCCAGGAUCUGCGGCACGAGCAGCGCCAGGGCCGGCUCAGAGCCCUGCGGGCCCGCCAGAGCCUGUUCCAGCAGGAGGGGAUGCUGACCCUGGUGCUGAGCUGCAUCGACCGCCUGAGCGCCUACAGCACCGCGGCGCAGUUCGGGGAGGCCGCGGGGGAGGAGGCGGCGGCCGCCUGGAAGGAGAUCGUCAACCUGCUCUACGAGCUGCUGGCCUCGCUGAUCCGAGGGAACCGAGCCAACUGCGCCCUGUUCUCCACCAACCUGGACUGGCUGGUCAGCAAACUGGACAGGCUGGAGGCCUCCUCGGGGAUCCUGGAGGUUCUGUACUGCGUGCUGAUCGAGAGCCCCGAGGUGCUGAACAUCAUCCAGGAGAAUCACAUCAAGUCCAUCAUCUCCCUCCUGGACAAGCACGGCCGCAACCACAAGGUGCUGGACGUGCUGUGCUCGCUGUGUGUCUGUAACGCCGUGGCCGUGCGCUCCAACCAGAACCUCAUCACCGAGAACCUCCUGCCCCGCCGCGACCUCCUGCUGCAGACCGGCAUGGUCAACUACGUCACCAGCGUGCGUCCCAACCUGUUUGUGGGGACGGCUCCGGGCUCGACGCAGUUCCGCUGCUGGUACUUCGAGGUGGCCGUGGAGCGGGCGCUGCCCUUCGUCACCGCCGUGCCCACCCACCUGCGCGUGGGCUGGGGGGCUGCGGGGGGCUUCCGGCCCGCCCCGGGCGGGGGCGCGGGCUGGGGGGGCAACGGCGCCGGCGACGACCUCAACUCCUUCGCCUUCGACGGACUGCACCUGUGGACAGGGGGUGUCCCCAAGGCCGUGGCGUCCCCCCAGCGCCGGGCUCUGGCCGAGGGGGACGUGGUCAGCUGCUGCCUGGAUUUGGGGGUCCCCAGCGCCUCUUUCCGCCUCAACGGGGCCCCCGUCCAGGGCGUCCUCGAGGGCUUCAACCUGGACACGCUCUUCACCCCCGUGGCCAGCUUCUCGGCCGGGAUCGUGCUGCCCCCACACCUGGAGCGCAUCCGGGAGAAGCUGGCGGAGAACAUCCACGAGCUGUGGGCCCUGACCCGCAUCGAGCAGGGCUGGACCUACGGGCCUGUGCGGGAUGACGUGCAGCGCCUCCACCCCUGCCUGCUGAGCUUCCACAGCCUCCCCGACCCCGAGCGCAGCUACAACCUCCAGAUGUCGGGGGAGACCCUCAAGGUUUGAUGGGUUCCCUGUGGGUGGGGGGUCUUGGGGUGCCCCUGGGGGGUCUCGGGGUGCCCCAGGGGGGUCCCACAGGUGUGUCCCCCCCCGUCCAGGUACACCAUGUCCAACGGGUACAAGCCGGCGCCGCUGGACCUGUCUCACGUCCGGCUGACGCCGGCGCAGCUGACCCUGGUGGAUCGGCUGGCCGAGAACGGCCACAACGUCUGGGCCCGGGACAGGGUCCAGCAGGGCUGGACCUACAGCACCACCCAGGACAUCAAGAACAAGCGGAACCCUCGGCUGGUCCCCUACAACCUCCUGGACGAGGGGACCAAGGCCACCAACCGCGAGAGCCUGUGCCAGGCCGUGCGGACCCUGCUGGGCUACGGCUACAACAUCGAGCCCCCCGACCAGGAGACGCCCUCUCAGGGGUCAGUUCCCGGGGGUCCCCGAGCCCCCCGGCCGCGGCUGUUCCGGGCGGAGCGCAGCUCGGCCGUGCGCAGCGGCCGUUGGUAUUUCGAGUUCCAGGCCGUCACCCCCGGCGAGAUGCGCGUGGGGUGGGCCCGGCCCGGGCUGCGCCCCGACACCGAGCUGGGCUCCGACGACAUGGCCUUCGUCUUCAACGGGCACAGGGCGCAGCGGUGGCACGUGGGUGGCGAGUCCUUUGGCCGCUCCUGGCAGGCCGGGGACGUGGUUGGCUGCCUCAUCGACCUGGGCGAGUGCCACAUGAGCUUCACCCUCAACGGGGAGGUGCUGAUCGGGGACGGCGGCUCCGAGGUGGCCUUCAGGGACUUCGACGUGGGGGACGGCUUUGUCCCGGUGUGCAGCCUGGGGCUGGGCCAGGAGGGGCACCUGAACCUGGGCCAGGACGUGGGGACCCUGCGCUACUUCGGCAUCUGCGGCCUCCAGGAGGGCUACGAGCCCUUCGCCAUCAACAUGAAACGUCCCAUCGCGCUCUGGUUCAGCCACAGCCUGCCCCAGUUCGUCCCCGUGCCCCCCGAGCACCCCCAGCUCGAGGUGACGCGCGUGGACGGCACCGUGGACGCCCCCCCGUGCCUGCGCCUGUCCCACCGCAGCUCCGGGACCCCCGCCGCGCCCCCCGAGCUGCAUUUCCUGCGCCUCAGCCUCCCGGUGCAGUUCCACCCCACCUUCCGCUGCGCCCCCGGGACCACCCCCCUGCCCCAGGCGCCCCCCCCGGAGCCCCCCGAGGAGGGGACCGCAGACCCCCUGUCCGAGGUCGAGCGGCUGCGGCGGUUCCUGUUCAAGGGCCGGAAGACGCCGUUCACGCCCCCCCCCGCGCCCCCUCCCGUGCCCCGGCUGGAGGAGGACGUGGUGCCCGACGAGCGCGACGACCCCGAGGUCAUCAUGAACACCACCACGUACUACUUCUCGGUGCGGCUGUUUGCGGGGCAGGAGCCGGGCAGUGCCUGGGUGGGCUGGGUCACCCCCCACUUCCACCAGCACGACCCCGACUUCGAGCUGGCGCGAGUGCGCAGCGUCACCGUCACCAUGGGCGACGAGCGCGGCAACGUGCACGACAGCAUCAAGCGCAGCAACUGCUACAUGGUGUGGGGGGGGGAGUUUGCGACCCCCACCCAGCAGGCCAGGGUGUCCCACACCGACCUGGUCAUCGGCUGCCUGGUGGACCUGGCCACGGGGCUGAUGACCUUCACCGCCAACGGCAAAGAGAUCAACACCUUCUUCCAGGUGGAGCCCAACACCAAACUGUUCCCGGCGGUGUUCGUGCAGCCCACCACCCAAAACGUGCUGCAGUUCGAGCUGGGAAAGCUGAAGAACAUCAUGCCCAUCUCGGCCGCCAUGUUCAGCAGCGAGCGGCAGAACCCGGCCCCCCAGUGCCCCCCCCGGCUGCUGAUCCAGCACCUGACCCCCGUCACCUGGAGCCGAAUGCCCACCCAGUACCUGGGCGUGGAGAGCGCCCGGCUGGGCGAGCGCCAGGGCUGGGCCGUCGAGUGCUCCGAGCCCCUGCAGAUGAUGGCCCUGCACAUCCCCGAGGAGGACAGGUGCAUCGACAUCCUGGAGCUGUGGGAGCGGCAGGAGCUGCUGCAGUUCCAGUGCCACACGCUGCGGCUCUACUGCGCCGUCUGCGCCCUGGGCAACAACCGCGUGGCCCACGCCCUGUGCAGCCACGUGGACCAGGCCCAGCUGCUCUUCGCCAUCGAGACCCCCGAGCUGCCGGGGCCGCUGCGGGCCGGCUACUACGACCUGCUGCUAGCCAUGCACCUGGAGGCGGCGCAGCGCGCCCGCUCCUCCAUGAGCGCCGAGUUCAUCGUGCCCAUCGCCGCGGCCACCCGCGGCAUCGCGCUCUUCCCCGAGGGCGCCCGCUGCCCGGGACCCCCGGGCGUGGGGCCCAGCGCUUGUUUGAGACCCCAGCCUCAUUUCUCGGAGCCGUGUUUUAUCCGUGCCGGCGGCGCCGGCGGCGGCGGGGCGCCGCUCAGCCCGGCUAUCCCGCUGGAGGAGCUGGGAGCCAAGGCCAUGAGGAUGCUGGCCGAGGCGGUGGCCGGGGGUGGGCCGCACGCCCGGGACCCCGUCGGGGGCAGCGUGGAGUUCCAGCUGGUGCCCGUGCUGAAGCUGGUGUCGGCGCUGCUGGCCGUGGGAGCGCUGGGCGACCGCGACGUGCGCAGGGUGCUGCGCAUGAUCGAGCCGCGCGUCUUCGGGACGCGGCAGCAGCACCCACGGCAGCAGGAGCAGGAGCAGGAGGAGGAGGAGGAGGAAAGGACGAAGGCCAUCGAGGCUGGUGAGGAGGAGGAGGAGGAGGAGGAGGAGGAGGCGAGGAGGAGAAAGGCCAUCGAGGCUGGAGAGAUGGAGGAGGAGGAGGAGGAGGAGGAGGUGCGGAGGAGGAAGGCCAUCGAGGCCGGAGAGCUGCAGGAGGAGGAGGAGGAUGAGGAGGAGGCCAAGAGGACGAAGGCCAUUGAGGCCGGGGAGGUGCAGGAGGAGGAGGAGGAGGAGGAGGAGGAGGAGGAAGAGCUGGAGGAGGGGCUGCUGCAGAUGAAGCUGCCGGAGUCGGUCAAGCUGCAGAUGUGCCACCUGCUGCAGCACCUGUGCGAGCGGGAGCUGCAGCACCGCGUGGAGGCCAUCGUGGCGUUCUCGGAGCGCCACGUGCAGCGGCUGCAGCGCGACCAGCGGCGCCGCUACGGCCGCCUGAUGCGGGCACUCACCAUGUCGGCCGCAGAGACCGCCCGGCGCACGCGGGAGUUCCGGUCACCCCCCCAGGAACAGAUCAACAUGCUGAUGCAGUACAAGGCAGGGGCUGAGGAUGAGGAGUGUCCGGUGCCCGGGGACAUCCGGGACGAGCUGCUGGACUUCCACAAUGACCUGCUGGCCCACUGCGGCAUCGAGCUGGCGGAGGAGGAAGAGGAGGAGGAGGAGGAGGCGUCGCUGCGGCAGCGGCUGCUGGGGCUGGCACAGAGGGUGCUGGGGGUCCGCAGCCCCCCCAGGGAGGAGGAGACCCCCCCCGAGGAGCCCCCGGUGCCCAGCACUCUGCAGGAGCUGAUCUCGCACACCAUGGUGCACUGGGCGCAGGAGUCGUUCAUCCAGAGCCCGGCUCUGGUGCGGGCCAUGUUCCGCCUGCUGCACGGGCAGUACGACGCGCUGGGCGAGCUGCGGCGGGCGCUGCCCAAGGCUUACGCCAUCAGCGCCACCUCGGUGCCCGACACCACGGCCCUGCUCGAGUGCCUGGGCCAGAUCCGCUCGCUGCUCAUCGUGCAGAUGGGCCCCGAGGAGGAGAACCUCAUGAUCCAGAGCAUCGGGAACAUCAUGAACAACAAGGUGUUCUACCAGCACCCCAACCUGAUGCGGGCGCUGGGCAUGCACGAGACGGUGAUGCAGGUGAUGGUCAGCGUGCUGGGCGGCGGCGAGUCCAAGGAGAUUCGCUUCCCCAAGAUGGUGACCAACUGCUGCCGCUUCCUCUGCUACUUCUGCCGCAUCAGCCGCCAGAACCAGCGCUCCAUGUUCGACCACCUGGGCUACCUGCUGGAGAACAGCGGCAUCGGGCUGGGCAUGCAGGGCUCCACUCCCCUGGACGUGGCGGCCGCCUCCGUCAUCGACAACAACGAGCUGGCGCUGGCGCUCAAGGAGCAGGACCUGGAGAAGGUGGUCACCUACCUGGCCAGCUGUGGCCUGCAGAGCUGUCCCAUGCUGCUGGCCAAGGGCUACCCCGACAUCGGCUGGAACCCCUGCGGGGGUGAGAAGUACCUGGACUUCCUGCGCUUCGCCGUCUUCGUCAACGGGGAGAGCGUGGAGGAGAACGCCAACGUGGUGGUGCGGCUGCUGAUCCGGCGUCCCGAGUGCUUCGGGCCGGCGCUGCGGGGCGAGGGCGGCAGCGGGCUGCUGGCCGCAAUCCAGGACGCGCUGAGCAUCGCCCAGGACCCCGCCAGGGACGGGCCCAGCGGCCGCAGGGAGAGGAGACCGUUCGGGCCCGAGGAGCCCCCCGAGGAGAACCGUGUGCACCUGGGCCACGCCAUCAUGUCCUUCUACGCCGCCCUCAUCGACCUGCUGGGCCGCUGCGCCCCCGAGAUGCACCUGAUCCAGGCGGGGAAGGGGGAGGCCCUGCGGAUCCGGGCGAUCCUGCGCUCGCUCGUCCCGCUGGAGGACCUGGUGGGGAUCAUCAGCCUCCCCCUGCAGAUCCCGGCGCUGGGAAAAGACGGGAACGUGGUGGAACCCCGCAUGGCGGCCAGCUUCGUCCCCGAGCACAAGGCGCCCAUGGUGCUGUUCCUGGACCGCGUUUAUGGGGUGCAGAGCCAGGAGUUCCUGCUCCACGUGCUGGAAGUGGGGUUCCUGCCCGACAUGCGCGCCGCCGCCUCGCUGGACACGGCCACGUUCAGCACCACGGAGAUGGCGCUGGCGCUGAACCGUUACCUGUGCCUGGCGGUGAUGCCGCUCAUCACCAAAUGCGCGCCGCUCUUCGCCGGCACCGAGCACCGCGCCAUCAUGGUGGACUCCAUGCUGCACACCAUCUACCGGCUGUCGCGCGGCCGCGCCCUCACCAAGGCCCAGCGCGACGCCAUCGAGGAGUGCCUGAUGGCCCUCUGCAGGUACAUCCGUCCCUCCAUGCUGCAGCACCUCCUGCGCCGCCUCGUCUUCGACGUCCCCAUCCUCAACGAGUUCGCCAAGAUGCCCCUCAAGAAGUUCGAGGCGGAGCUGUACAAGCUGGCCAUGCCGUGUCUCUGCGCCAUCGCGGGCGCGCUCCCUCCGGAUUACGUGGACGCCAGUUACUCGUCGCGCACCGAGAAGAAAGCGUCGGUGGACGCCGAGGGCAACUUCGACCCCAAACCCGUCGAGACCCUCAAAACUGUCUGUCCUCAUCCUGAGACCCCCCGAGCCCGUAUCCAGAACAACUGGACUUUCGGGGAGGCCGUGGACGAGGAAGCCAAAACGCACCCGAUGCUGAGACCCUACAAAACGUUCUCGGAGAAGCCCCCAGCCCGUGGACCUGAGCGGGGUCACCCUGUCCCGGGAGCUGCAGGGGGCGGCUCCCACCCGCUGCUGGUGCCCUACGACACGCUGACCGCCAAGGAGAAGGCGCGAGACCGCGAGAAGGCGCAGGAGCUGCUCAAGUUCCUGCAGCUGCACGGAUACGCCGUCACCCGGUGA
This is a messenger RNA of Pseudopodoces humilis (Tibetan ground-tit), 8449 nucleotides long. NCBI's taxonomy places the organism in Eukaryota, Metazoa, Chordata, Aves, Passeriformes, Paridae. The record is from RefSeq and is a predicted model, not a curated record.